AUGCCGAAACCUGUGGAGUUGUCUCUUUUUCCUUCCUGCUUUGGGGCUGCCGACUGGUCUCCGGAUGGGGAGCUUGCCGUGGCUGGCAGUGAUCAAGUUCAUAUUCUGACAUGGAAAGCUAAGGCGCAGAACAACACGGCACAAAAUGCAUCCGAGGGCUGGCACAUCACUCGCAUUCUACGGGUCAAUUUCUUCACAUUUACUGAAUGGCCGACUGUCCACCCACAAAACCGGGAUGACUUCUCAGUCGGUGUCGAACAGUCUCCAAGCAAUGUUAUUGGGCUAGCCUGGUCACCACCCGGCUUAGCUAGGUACCGACGGAGCGUCCUGGCCAUCUUAACCUCAAAUUUGAUUCUCUCCUUGUGGGAGCCCGUAGGUGCUAAUGGAGAGUGGGUUCGAGUCUGUAUCAUCAACCAUGCCCUUUAUCCGAACCCCGAAGCUUUACAGAAGCUACAUGGAGCCGGUCUACAGAAAACAAACAUUCGCUCCUUUCAAUGGUGCCCACCUGCUCAGGUAUCCCAAAAUCCUGGGUCAAGGUCAAGGACCCCUGAAGACCGCUGGGGUGUGCAGCUAAUGGCUGCGACAACUGAUUCCAAUGAAGUCGUUUUCCUGCGAAUCUAUCGUCCAACUGGGCUGCAUAAUUCAUCAAAAGCAUACAUAGUGAAUAAGCUUGCUACUCAUUCGAUUUAUGGUGCCGAGAAGCAGUUUCCAAUGGCUUGUUCUGGGUCUCUUCUCCAAAGUGCACUUAAAUCAAAGCUACGCCUCACCUCAAUUUCUUGCGGUCCAUGGCUAACGCUGAAGGAGCCAUCUAAUGGCUCUCUAUUUUCCGCGACUUCGGUGAUUGCUGUUCUUUAUGGCACGGAACUACGGUUUAUCCAAGCGACAGUUGCCUUGGUGGACACAGAUCCUGAUCACGAAGUCACGCCUCAAUACGAAGCAAUAAUCGAUCUGAAACACCAUCCAUUGACUUUAUUGUCUGAAAAGUGGGCUCAUAAUCGAAUAGUAGGGCCACUUAAAUGGGUGCACGCGAGCAAAUAUGAGAAAAUCACACUCUCAAUCGGUAUUGUCGGUGGUUUGCUCACUAUCACAUGUCCCUCCUCCGCCCUCAAUUGCAGUGAACCAGCAGGGGCUGGUAUCGAGAUACAGGAAUGGCCUUGCUCAUCUUUACCAACUGAAGAAGGGGAACUGUUCCCCCGGCACAUGGAGCCAGUAUCAACACAAAAUGUCCAAGACGACCUCUGCACUCUCCAUAUGGGCACCGUCGGUGGCCUAGGAGCAGCUAUCGACCUUGAUAAAUCCGGGAACUUCAAGACCUGGCGUGUUCCACAGUGGAUGGACUUCGUUCAAAGAUAUCGUGAAGAAUAUGAUUUAGAUCGUGACCUGAGAGGCUACAAUCUCGCUCGCAUUUGGGGGCUGGCUACAUAUCAGGGCUUUACUGCUAUUGUUUUCACGAUGCACCCAACUGAUAUGGUUGAAUAUCGCAUGAACUCCGCUGAAGGAGCCUUCGUUGGGUUUAUCGAUGAAGCGACAGGGGAAGUUGCUGAUAUGCACGCCUUUUUCAUGCCACCAGUAGGUGAUGACGGACAAAACUCUACUCGUGUUAAACGAGGCCAAGUCAUCACAUCAGUACUCUCUACCAUCGAUCAGGAGGGUGGGCUUAGCCAAGAAAACUACAAGAUGAUCUACACUGCCGCAUGCUGUGCUGUUACGGAUGAACAAACGGAACAAGUCCGACAUCAAGCACGAGAAUGGCUGGAGCGAUUGGCAGAAAAGACAGGCGCUGAUCUGAGUGAAGAAAUCUCAAAAUGUGCCAAUGGUUCUCCAAUGAUAUCUGCUAAGUCAAAUGAUCACUUGAAUGGACCAGGCAGCUAUUUGUUUGAGCGGUGUGAGGUUUGCGAUGCUGGUCUUAUAUGGGAUUCACCCAGGGAGGUACAGUGUCAGAACGGUCAUCUUUUUGUGCGCUGUGGGCUCAGCUUCCAGGCAAUUCAAGAGCCUGGUGUAUCAAAAUACUGCUCAAUUUGCCAAGCUGAGUACUUCGACGAAGACAUUCUUACUCGUGUUCGAGAUGGCCAUGUUGACCCAGUAUUCAUGCACCUCUUCGACACAUUUGAUACGUGCAUUUACUGCGAUAAGAAAUUCCAGGCUAUCAUCCAGGACCGUUAA
Molecule: messenger RNA, 2163 nt
Organism: Penicillium malachiteum
Lineage: Eukaryota; Fungi; Ascomycota; Eurotiomycetes; Eurotiales; Aspergillaceae
Exons: 5
Coding region: 1-2163 (720 amino acids)
Biological process (GO): transcription initiation at RNA polymerase III promoter
Cellular component (GO): transcription factor TFIIIC complex
Molecular function (GO): histone acetyltransferase activity
Source: RefSeq, a predicted model, not a curated record